Molecule: messenger RNA, 763 nt
Organism: Symbiodinium necroappetens
Lineage: Eukaryota; Dinophyceae; Suessiales; Symbiodiniaceae
Source: the annotation of a GenBank genome assembly
AUGACGAAUCCUGCAGGACCUUCUGCUUCUGCGAACCAGAAGGUGCAAGCCCGCCAGCCACAAAGGCGUGUGGGGAACCGUCAUGAUCGUACACGUGCUCCAUCCAAAGAGGACAGCAUGGAGCAAGUUGCAGCUCCCGUCAUAGAGCUGGUAACCAAGGGCAAGAUGGAUGAAGUCGAGGCCUUCCUGCAGCAGGAUGCCAACAAGCCAAUGGUCACAAAGGCGUUCUACCACUGGAUCAUCCAUGCUUGCCAAACAAAGCUCAACAAACCCGAGGCAGCCCGCUGGUUUGCCACUCGCAUGGAGAAAUCAGGCUACAAAGCAAACGUGGUCACCUUCAAUUGCAUGAUUGGGUCGUGCAUCAAGAAUGGUGACUUGGAGCAGGCCAGGGCCUGGUGGGACGUCAUGGCCGUCAGCGGCAUCAAGCCCAACCGGAUCACCUAUAACAUCCUCAUCAGCUCCUGUGCCAAGACCCGCGAUGCAGCUGCUGCAGAGAAGUGGAUGCUGCGCAUGAUCGAGCAAGGCAUCAAGCCCUGCACUGUAUCCUUCACGGCCGUGAUCAGUGCCUUCGCCAAAGUCGGAGAUCUGAAGUCUGCGGAGAGGUGGUUCUACCGCAUUGAGGAAUCCGGUGAGGUCGCCGACUCGGUGGUCUUCAACAGCAUGAUCAACGCGUGUGCCAAAGCGGGAGACAUCGAAAGCGCCGACCAUUGGCUCGAGCGCAUGUUGCAGGCCGGCGUGAAGCCUGAUGACAAGACGUACAACA